Messenger RNA from Truncatella angustata, 1113 nucleotides. Its product is annotated as kinase-like domain-containing protein. Bases 1 to 1113 code for a protein of 370 amino acids. NCBI's taxonomy places the organism in Eukaryota, Fungi, Ascomycota, Sordariomycetes, Amphisphaeriales, Sporocadaceae. Gene Ontology annotation, biological process: peptidyl-serine phosphorylation. The transcript is spliced from 3 exons. Gene Ontology annotation, molecular function: ATP binding; cAMP-dependent protein kinase activity. The record is from RefSeq and is a predicted model, not a curated record. Gene Ontology annotation, cellular component: cAMP-dependent protein kinase complex; nucleus.
AUGGACCAAGCCAAUGGAGGGGGGUCGCUCACGGGGCAUGCGGGGCAGGAAGCAAUCGUAAAUGCCAACAAGAACGUUCAGCAGCCGCCAAUACAGCAUGCGCAAUUGAGGCCCGACGAUUUCAAGGUGGUGCGGACGCUGGGAACUGGCACCUUUGCGCGAGUUUGUCUUGUGCGACCAGCCGAUCUGCCCGACGACCAGAACAACGACCAGGUCUUCGCCCUCAAGAUCCUCCGCAAAACCGAAGUCAUCAAGCUCAAGCAGCUCGACCAUGUCCGACACGAGCGCGAGAUCCUGGCCGACGUCGCUGGCCACCCCUUCAUAACACGAUUAAUAGCCUCCUUCUCCGACCACGACUCCCUGUACAUGGUACUAGACUAUGUCCCGGGAGGCGAGCUCUUCAGCUAUUUGAGGCGCCACAGGCGCUUCCCCGAGGACUGGGCUCAGUUCUACGCCGCCGAGAUUGUCCUCGUCCUCGAGUACCUGCACGAACAACAAGGAGGGGUCGCCUACCGAGACUUGAAGCCCGAGAACCUGCUGCUGGAUGCCCAGGGGCACGUGAAAUUGGUCGACUUCGGCUUCGCCAAACGUCUAGGCCAUAAGAACGACAAGCCCGUCGAGACAUAUACGCUGUGCGGCACGCCCGAGUAUCUGGCACCCGAGGUCAUCCAGAACAAGGGUCAUACAACGGCGGUUGAUUGGUGGGCACUGGGCAUCCUGAUCUACGAAUUCCUGACUGGCUAUCCGCCAUUCUGGCACCAGAAUCCCAUUGAGAUUUAUAAACAAAUUGUCGAGAAGCCGGUCAUGUUCCCAGCAGAACCUCCUGUUUCGCACCACGCACAACACAUCAUCCGCUCCCUCUGCACCGUGGACCGCUCGCGCCGGCUAGGGAACAUCAGCGGCAACUCAAACGCAGUAAAACAACAUCCAUUCUUCAAGGCCGUCGACUGGGAAGCAUUGUACAACAGACAGGUCCGCCCGCCUAUCCAGCCGCACGUCCGAUUCCCGGGAGAUGCCCAGUGCUUCGAUGUCUAUCCCGAGGACGACGGAAAGCGGGACCCUUACACCGACGAGAUGGCUCAAAAGUACGACCAAUAUUUCACAGGGUUCUAA